Messenger RNA from Beauveria bassiana ARSEF 2860, 1404 nucleotides. Its product is annotated as C6 zinc finger domain-containing protein. Bases 1 to 1404 code for a protein of 467 amino acids. The record is from RefSeq and is a predicted model, not a curated record. The transcript is spliced from 3 exons. Lineage: Eukaryota; Fungi; Ascomycota; Sordariomycetes; Hypocreales; Cordycipitaceae.
AUGCGCAAAGAGACUACCAACGUGACCAAGAAGCAAUCAUCAAGAUCGAAAACGCACGCUGCCCGACAGCGCUCCCCGCCAACGCAAGACGGCGCAUCAUCUUCGCCCUCGUCGUCCCUCCAACAAGCAGAUUCGUCUUCUUCUCGACAGUCUCUCGCUAGCUGCGACUCCUCCUCCUCCUCCUCCUCCUCCUCCUCCUCCUCCUCCUCCUCCUCCUCCGCCUCCUCACCCAUCUCCCCCGCUCUCCUCCUCAGCACCCACCAGCAAGCCCUCGCCUUUCUCUUCCACACCUUCAUCGCCGCCACCCCCUUUGAAGGCUACCUCUCCUCCUUCUACCUGCCCUACAGCCCCGACAGCGAUGCCUGCGCCUUGGCCAUUGAUGCCACCGCCUUGGCCGCCUACGCCCGUCACGCCCGCCAGCACCGCCACCAGGACGCGGCGCGCGCCAACUACGCUCGCGCCCUGUCCCGCGUCAAUAAGGCGCUCGCCGACCCGCGCACCGCCGUCCAGGACCAGACCCUCGUCGCUGUCCUCGUCCUCGCCCUCUUCGAGGCCACCGUGUUUCAGGACAGCGGCAGCAGUAGCAGCAGCAGCAGCAGCGCGCCCACCAGCUGGGUCGCCCACACCUGGGGUGCCAUGCAGCUGCUCAUGCUCCGCGGGCCCGACCAGCUCGCCUCGUCGUCUGUCGCCCGCCAACUCUUUGCCCACGCCAGCAACAACAUCAAGGCGAGCUGCAUCCAGCGCUCCGCGCCAAUCCCGCAGCCCUUUCUCGAGUUCGACGGGCGCGUCCGAGGCCUGCUAAACGGCCACGACCCGGCCGUGCCACUCGCGGACCUGCUGCACAAGGUCUGCGCCAUCAAGGCCAGAGCGCGGGAGGAGCAGGAGCGCAGCAUGGUGCUGCUCCUGGAGGCUCUCCAGGUCGAUCAGGAAAUCAUUGCCUUUUGCGAUGCGCCGCCGCCCACGCUCAGCUUUACCCGCGAGCCCUUUCUUCAGGGGCCGGCUUGGACGUAUCAGAGAAUCGUGCACACGUAUGCGAGCCUGCGCCUAUGCAAGCUCUGGAACGCGGUGCGCCUGCUGCGCAUAUUUCUCCUGAGCUUGCUCGGCGACGACAUUGCGCACUGCCGCGUCGACGAGACCAUUGCCGAAGCGCACACGCUCUCUGGCUUGAAGGAGUAUGCGAGAAAGCACAUGGCCGAGGUGGCAUCCGAUAUCUUAGCCACUGUUCCGUCCUUUGUGCACACUACGGAAUAUGGUAGCAGGACGUUCUUGUCGGCUGGGCGGUGCCUCGGGUGGCCGCUGGGUAUUCUGGAGCUGAGUACGGUGUGUCCGCCGGAUGCGAGUCGGCAAUUGACCCAGAACGGCAUCCAGGGAGUCGAGACGAUUGGCUUCAUCUAUUUCACCUAG